Glossina fuscipes is the source of this 2406-nucleotide messenger RNA. RefSeq names its product apoptosis-inducing factor 3-like. The coding region runs from base 97 to 2136 and encodes 679 amino acids. The record is from RefSeq and is a predicted model, not a curated record. The transcript is spliced from 5 exons. Gene Ontology annotation, cellular component: cytoplasm. NCBI's taxonomy places the organism in Eukaryota, Metazoa, Arthropoda, Insecta, Diptera, Glossinidae. Gene Ontology annotation, molecular function: 2 iron, 2 sulfur cluster binding; oxidoreductase activity, acting on NAD(P)H; flavin adenine dinucleotide binding.
GGAGAAGGAAGUGGGAGAACGUGAAAUUUUCGCCACUUUCGAUUGAUGACUGCAAUUGGAUGCGAAAUGUUAAAUAAAAGUUAAUUAGCAUACAAAAUGUUUACAAAGGUAACGUUUACGGCAAUAUCGCGUGCGCCAUUUGAAUGCGGUGUGAUUAACCUCGUCGUCGCGGGUUUUCCACAUUUAUCGCUUUCAAAUGCGAAUGCGGUAUUUGGAAGAGCAAGAACACUUGAAGUGCAUGGAAAUAGAAGGCAAUUAGUAAGCUUUUGCUCGCUAGCAAUUCCUUCACGUACGCCAAAGAUUUGUGCAACAUUCUCAAGGUUACGUCGACAUCAUUUUCAGAAGCAACAGUUAUUCAUUCAUCGGCAGCGACAACAAGAACAACAAUUCAAUUUUACUACGAUGGGUUCCAUUAAUUGCAAGGAAUAUACAACAACAAAUGUUGUGGAUUCAAAUAAAACAGAAAACGGUACCACAGGUUCGGGCUCUUAUCACAGUACGUGUGAAGCAGAAAUGUCUGAUAAAUAUACCGAUCCAGUUAUCGUUUGUAAUGAAAAGGAUUUACCAGAUCAUGGCAUGAAGCAAUUUGAUUUUAUAGACAAUAGUAAAGUGCUGUUAAUAAAACAGAAGGGCCAACUGUAUGCAGUUGGUCCUAAGUGCACGCAUUACGGAGCACCUUUGCAUACCGGAGUUGUAGGUGAUGGUCGGGUACGUUGUCCAUGGCAUGGAGCCUGCUUUAGCAUUAAAACUGGUGAUAUAGAGGAUUUUCCCGGACUUGAUUCGUUGCCUUGUUAUAAAGUAGAAAUUAAGAAAGACGGCAACGUAGCCGUUAUGGCAAAAGAAAAGGAUAUAGCAAUUGUUAAACGGCUUAAGGAUAUGGUUAAACGUGAUCCAGAUAAUUGUUGUACUUUUGUGAUAUUGGGCGGUGGUCCCGCUGGAGGCGUAUGUGUCGAAACACUGCGUCAGCAAGGAUUUACCGGUCGCAUUGUAAUGGUUUCCAAAGAGCCUUAUUUGCCAUACGAUCGCGUUAAAGUCUCCAAAUCAUUUGAUGCGAAAAUUGAAGCUUUACAGUAUCGCGAGGUUGCAUUCUAUGAUGAAUAUGGCAUUGAGACCUGGUUAAAUGUUGAAGCAACCAAGGUUUGUGGGGAUAAGAAGAUUGUCACCCUCUCGAAUGGAAUGUCUAUAAAAUAUGAUAAAAUGUUUAUCGCGACCGGUAGCGCCCCAACAAUUCCGCCAAUUGAUGGAAGCAAUUUAAAAAAUGUUGUAACUGUUCGCGGAUACGAUGACUCACAGAAUAUACGCGCACUUGUAAACGAAACGUCAAAUGUUGUUUGUUUGGGUUCCAGUUUUAUUGCUCUUGAAGUCGCACAAGCUUUAGUUAAACAAGUUGCGAGCAUAACUGUUGUGGGUCGCGGCGCCUACCCUUUAAGUGCAAGUUUUGGAAAUGAAAUUGGCGAACGAGUUCUGCGUUUAUUUAUCGAGAACAAGGUAAACAUGAUUAUGAAUAGCGGCAUUAAAGAAAUACUUGGUAAUAAAGAUGGUGAAGUAGAAAAGGUGAUAUUGAGCGACGACACUACAUUGCCUUGUAAUUUAUUGGUAUUGGGAACUGGUGCCAAGCCGAAUACAAAAUUUUUGGAGGGUUCUGGCUUAAAAAUAAAUGCCGAUGGUUCCAUUAAUACUGAUAUGUAUUUGAAAUCCUCUAUGGAAAGCAUUUAUGUUGGGGGUGACAUUGCGAAUGCACCGGUCUACAGUUCUAACAACGAACUUGCCGCCAUAGGUCAUUAUCAACUAGCUCAAUAUCAUGGCCGUAUAGCUGCCAUUAAUAUGUUCGAAUGCCGGCCAGAGAUACUACGAGCAGUGCCGUUCUUCUUUACAAUGCUUUUUGGUAAAGGUUUUCGUUUUGCCGGUCAUGGUGACUUCUCUGAUGUGGUUAUCGAAGGCGAUCUCGAAGGUAUGAAGUUUGUGGCGUAUUUCAUAAACAAUGAAGACAAAGUUGUAAGCGUUGCGUCAUGUGGUCGCGAUCCCAUUGUAGCACAAUUUGCUGAAUUACAAAGUCAGGGCGGUACUCUAACGCGUAAAAAUCUUCAAGAUACCAGCGAUCCAAUUGCGUGGACUAAAUUAAUUAAAUCGAAUUAAAUUAUAUAAUCAUUAUUCAAAUCAUUUAAACUAAUUAUUUUGUGUUCUCUUUUACAUCCGCUCGCGCUUUUUGCCUUAACUUACAUUUCUUACAAUAUAUUCGGGCAGACUUGAUUUGUUGUAUUUUUAAAGCCACAUCAAUGGUUAAUAACAGUAUAUUUUAUUGUAAUUAAAACACAUAUACAAAUGCAUAUUGUGAAAGCAUCGUGUGAUUACAAACAAUCAAGAAAAAAUAUAAUUUGCUGGCUUGAUAUUUUCAUUACUCUUUGA